AUGGGGGUGGGAGGGGUGACAAAUCAAAGGACUCACUUGGCUGACCAAUUAGACUUGGCGUUAAGGAAGUUAUGUACUGCGUUCGAAGCAAUGGAAAGUGACCCCAAGAAAUCAGACGACUUCCGGAAGCUUGAAAUUUUGCUGAUUGAAUUGUCAAUAAUUGGGAGUUCGGUAGAUUUGUUACUAGAUGAUUUUCCAAGGCCAAUCGAGGGAAGAGUAAAAUUAUGGAUAGUACGUGCAUUUUGGCCAAAGGGAAUGUCAGACGUGUUUGUUGAAGACGUAGCUUUAUUAACAUAUGGCCUGAUGGGAUUUUCAAUCUUCAAGCUUGAUCCAAUAGCUGGGUUAUUUGUAGAGCUGAGCGGAGUGUAUUUUUCAAUGAGAUGA
Messenger RNA from Rodentolepis nana, 384 nucleotides. Lineage: Eukaryota; Metazoa; Platyhelminthes; Cestoda; Cyclophyllidea; Hymenolepididae. The record is from the annotation of a GenBank genome assembly.